Molecule: messenger RNA, 1635 nt
Organism: Mesorhabditis belari
Lineage: Eukaryota; Metazoa; Nematoda; Chromadorea; Rhabditida; Rhabditidae
Source: the annotation of a GenBank genome assembly
AUGGCGCCAACGUCGAGCGCCGCUGAAAUCUCACUGCACUCACUGGACGACCUGGAGGCUUUUUGGAAAAACGAGAUCAAAUUGAUUCCACUGUUGAAUGAGGCUGAGGAGUUGCCGGUGGAUGUGCUGGAGGAUUCGAAAAAUGCGAUUUUCCUGUUGUCACCAGUGCAAGAAACGGGACUGGCGCCGCAAAUCUCUCCAGUGCUAUCAGAACACAGUUAUUCGAUGGCGUCACCCAUUCUGGAACACAGGAAAGUCGUGUAUCCAGUUAAAACAGGGAAUUUCCGAAAAUCCGAGAUCUCGCCGGGCACCUCGGUGGGCUCUGUCCUCAAAUCAAUCUAUUCAAAUCAUGUCCCACUUUCGCGGACUCCAAGACUUCGAAAACCGAUUUUUGUCCCGCAAAGGACGCCUGUAAAGCUUUUGAAUGCAAAUUUCUCGCAAACAAAUCCCACAAAACUGCUGAAAGCCAGAGAGAAUCUGAUGGUUGCGACGAGUAAUGGUACUCAACCGAAAUUAUCAUCGAGACAGGAGUUUUUGGCGUUAGCUAGCGAGCAGGGAAGCCCUUUGCCGAGGGGCUGUCGAGCAGACAACUCGUUGCUGGUGUUGACCCAGAAAUUUCUCGAUCUACUUUUGACGAAUCAGUUAGUGAACUUGAACGAAGCAGCUGAUAUGUUGAAAGUGCCAAAGCGACGGUUGUACGAUAUCACGAAUGUUUUGGAUGGCAUUGACAUGAUUAAUAAAGCCGGAAAGAACUCCAUCUCAUUGAAGAAUCCGGCUCGCGCACGUCAGAUGAUGAACGGGAAUCAGAUGAAAAGCUUGCAACAGAGAGUGGUUCAACGAGAAAAGCGUGACGCGCUGAAGGUAAAGGGAAACGAUUUGGAUCAAAUUAUCGCUAGUUUGGAAGGAGCUGUGAAAAUCGCGAAGGAAAGUCCCGUGGAUCGAACGUAUUGCUACGUUCGAAACGAGGAUUUACGGCGAGCCACUGGAGCCGAUGACAAAACGCUGAUCGUCGUGAAAUUACCCUUUGCCACGCACUAUGAUGUGACGAAAUCGAAUUUCGAUGAAACAAACCGGCAUUCAUGCUUGAUUCGGAAUCGUGAAGGAUAUCAAGUGAAAGUCACACUCUUGCCGAAUCCUAUUGAGUAUCAGCCUCCAACUGAUUUCGCUGUCCCGCAACUUCCGAGCAUCCCCGUGAAAUUAGAGCACGAGGAAAGCUCGAAGAACUUCCCGUUGUUGUCCGAUACAACACUAACUCUCUCAGCAGCGAUUCCAUCGGUUGGCACAAUCGAGCAGUUCAAUUACGAUCAUCAAGAGCCAUGCUCAUCAAGAUCGCAUAACGAUGAGGUGGUGAUGCCAACGCCAGGUAUCUUGCCCGACUCAUCACUAGCAUUGCCGCUAGUCACUCCAUCAAAAUUGUUCUCUCCAGGCACUUCAAGCUUUCUCAUUUCACCGUUAAAGACAUUGCUGGAUUCCGAGCAAAUCCAAUUGACUCCUGGUCCGUUUUCCUUCGACGACACUUCCCAUCUUCCUCUUCCUCUUCCUCAUCUUACUCCAAGGGGUACUGGUGCUACUUUAGAUCUACUAUACGAUGAUAGUGUCUGGCAUUUCUUUGAUCGCAAUUCACAAAAUGGCCUU